Molecule: messenger RNA, 1128 nt
Organism: Peniophora sp. CBMAI 1063
Lineage: Eukaryota; Fungi; Basidiomycota; Agaricomycetes; Russulales; Peniophoraceae
Source: the annotation of a GenBank genome assembly
AUGGCGCCAACCUGGCUUCGACACGCUCCGUCCGAAGUAGAACGCGUGAUACAUGGCCUGCCCCUCGAGCUUGACGCAGCCGGAGGCGAGGGUCCUUCGCUUUAUAGCCCCGACGAAUCAGAGGAGGAACACCACUUCCGGAUCUGGACGAUGGCUCGCUUCGUCGAUUCUCAGAUCGCCUCUACGGACAGUCUUCACUCUUUCACCACUCGCAAUCUUCAACUGGACGAUGUGCCACCCUCGCCCGCGUCGGGUCCCAUUCGAUACAUAGCCGAGGACCAGGCCAUCGACGACAUGCCUCGUGACACCCACCUACCGGGAUCAUUACGCAACCCUGCGGCGAAGGAUCUUCUGCAGGAGACUUUAGACGGCUAUGUCACAUCGUACUAUCCCUCGCUGGUCGCAUUCCUCACCCGACUGCCACGGGAGUCGGCCUCCGCUACUGCAAACCUUGUUUGGGAGUGUCCGCAAUGCCAAUAUUACUUUUUCCCUCUCAAUAUGGGCGCGGACGAGCACGCUCAUCUCCUCGGGAUCGCCCCCCAUCUCGAGGCAGUCGAUAUAGAGAGCGGUUCUGUCUCUAUCGAUGCGUCAGACCACGAUAUGCUACUCCGGUACAUCGAUCAUUUUGCCUACCACCACGUCGAUCAUGCGCACCUACGCCAGAUUGGAGUUUACUUGGAGUUCCCAAAACCGGAAUCAGCCUUUCCUGCCCCGGCAGUUUGGUACUUCGUACAUGACAGGCCGCCAGACAGCGACCUCACUGAUGACGAGCUCUCAGUUGAGGUGCUCCGCGACCUCUUGCAGACCCGGCGCGACUUCGAGAAAGAGGACUCUCGCCUAGGCGCGGAGUUGCGCUCGAGCCUACACACAAAAGCCUCGCGCGCUGUCCGGCGUACCCUUCAUCGCCUGUCAGUAUAUCUCACUAUCUCGCGCUACAACCAGCGACUCGGACGGCGUGAUAUGGUGCAGGGUCUUUUCGCCGCUGGCCGCUCCAUCACGGAAGUUGGACGCGCGCUCGUUCAUAGGAUACGUAAGGACGAAGAAGAUGCUGACCAGCAAGAGUCGUUACGCCAGUACUACAGUUACAAACUUGCUUAUGGCGCCGCGAUUGCUUCUGGAUCUUGUUAG